GUGUGACGUCAUAACCUGUUAGGAAAUUUUGUCAUUUCCUUGUGAAGUAAUAACAAAUAUAGCCAAAUAUACACGGGUUUUAUUCUUUUCAAACAUAGGAAAUCAAAGUGACACGAUGGGGAGUAAGCUAGACGAUGCAUUAUUUAACCUCAAGUUUAAUAAAAAGCAAAUGGAAAGGUUUGCAAGUAAAGCAGAAAAAGAACAUGUCAAAGAAAAAGCAAAAGUUAAAAAGGCCAUUGCACAAAAGAACAUAGAGGCAGCAAAAAUAUAUGCUGAGAAUGCUAUUAGGAAGCGAAAUGAGGGUUUGUCAUAUCUGAGGAUGGCUGCCAGGGUAGAUGGUGUGGCAAGUCGUGUACAGACAGCUGUUACAAUGAAAAGUAUGGUGAAAGGCAUUGAAGGUGUAUCAAAAUCCCUAGAAAAGGCUAUGGCGUCCAUGAAUUUAACUGAGGUUGACAAGGUGAUGCAAAAGUUUGAGAAACAAUUUGAAGAUCUUGAUGUACAGACGUCGACAUUAGAAAACACAAUGGGGGAUGCCACAACAUUAUCCGCACCAACAGAACAAGUAGAUGAUCUCAUCAAACAAGUUGCGGAGGAGAGUGGUCUUGAGAUGAUGGAUCAAUUAAGUGACCUCAGUGUAGCUAAAGACUCUGUCCGGGUUAAGGAUCAGGAACACAAGCGAGAGGAUGACCUUAGUCGCAGAUUACAAGCAUUGAGAAAUUGAGGAUAUUAAACUAUAUUAAUCGAAGUGAAAUGAAUGUAAUCUAUGCUGCCUGAGAGAGUUCGACUCUGUUGGAACCUAUGACCAUAUUACAAGCUUGAUCUUCAGUACCGAGUGAAUAUUAUUGAGGCCAAUGAUGACAUUUAGGAAUGAAUGUAGCUGGUUCAAUAAUAAGGACACCGACAAUGGCGCAGUUAAUGAAAUACCCCAUGUUUCAUGAUCCUGACAACUUCAAUGGAGCCAGAUUUGUUUUGUCUAAGCAAAUCAAGGGAGACGACUCUGACCUACAUACCUGGCAGCGGUCAACAACUUUUGCUACCUAAAUGUAUAAUUUCUGCUAAUAAAAAUUGAAGAGGUAAUGAUUAAAUAAUAUGGAUGUUUUAACAGCCAUAGACUUGAGCAGUAAUUAUGUGCAAGUCAUAAUCAAGGAGACUUAAGUUUUAGAAGAUUGAUUCUGUCCAAUCAGAAAGAGAGAGAGAGAGAGAAUUUUGUGAUAACUUUGUGUAAAUGACUUGAGCGUAUGUAAAUGUGGAAGUUGAGAUAGAUGGAGAUUAUUACAUUACUUAAUAAGUUGUAUAUAUGUGAACAAUGUAUUAAAUGUUUUUAUAUAUCAGGGAGCAAGGAUAGUGUGAAAACAAUAUAGUCUUGGUUUGAAAAAUGUUAUGUUUAUUGUACCUAAUUCUAUUCAUAUUGAGUAGGUUGAAUUCUUUGUGAUUAAACCAUGAUGUACGGUAUUUUACCGUACUACUGUAACACUAAUUACCAUUUGCCACAAGCAGUCAGCUUUCAUCAAUAGUAAUAUUUUCUUUCUAUAUGAAUUAAUUUGAGGGACACUAAUUGACGAUAAUGCUGACCUGUUGAUGGCAUUCCCAAAGGUUCUAGAUGCUGUACACUAUAAAAAGUGUACAACUCUAGGUUUAAUGUUUCAUGCUGAUUUAUGUAUAUUCAAGUGGUAUAUGGCACUGUUGAGAGCACGGACACAAAACAACCUACACCACUACAACCUGAUCAGCUAAUUGUAAUUGUAAUUGUGAUUGUAGCAAGAAUGGGUCCAUCGCCAGGUACUUUACAAGUGCUUUCUCCAUAUACAUAGUGUCCAUAGUGUGUUGAUCAUAUCCUUCCUGCAGUGUUAGUGAUUUCAAUAAUAACUUGAAUACCAGUAUUUGUAAUGCAAACAGUUCUCUGACAGUUUUACUGCAUUAACAUGUCAUUAUUUAAUUUUCACUAUUACUGAUACCUGUACUGUAAAGUGCUUGCAUAUUCAUGGUAUUUUAGUGCACUUUUACCCUUGUCUGAUUAUUUCAUUUUAUAAGUUGUUGGAAAAUGUUCUGUCAACAAUAAGUAUAGGACUGCUACACUGACCUGUGCUUGUUACUGUGGUAUGUUACUUCUCCAGUACAAAACAUUUGUUCUAAUUUAAUUACUUUUCCUGUUAUUUGAUUUAGUUUGACAGUAGUUGUUCUAAGUAUGCUUGCAUCUUACAAAUAUAGGUAUACAGAUAGGUAAUAAAGUUGUUAUAAUAACUAUUAAUUUAUAUAUUUUAGUUCUUGGUUAUAUUAUGAUGAUGCAUUAAAUUCAUAUGAAAUGUA
Molecule: messenger RNA, 2307 nt
Organism: Pecten maximus
Lineage: Eukaryota; Metazoa; Mollusca; Bivalvia; Pectinida; Pectinidae
Product: charged multivesicular body protein 1a-like
Exons: 8
Coding region: 116-721 (201 amino acids)
Biological process (GO): protein transport; late endosome to vacuole transport; endosome transport via multivesicular body sorting pathway
Cellular component (GO): ESCRT III complex; multivesicular body
Source: RefSeq, a predicted model, not a curated record